AUGGCAGUGGAAAUGAGUUUGCGCCAAGAGAGAGAGAAAGCGAGCGAGAAGCGGUCGUGCUACAACAGUCGGCAACUGAGGGCCUCUAAUGGCAGACAGACAGACAGACAGAAACAGACAGUUCGCCUCAAAUUGGACGUUUCGGGUAGCCAUGCCAACUUGGACGGAUUAAAGAGGCAACGUCACCGACUCUGGCGAGUGCGUAAGACGAAGAGAGGAAACAAGACGGAGCAAUCAAGAAAAGCAGGUACACGCAUUGAAAUGGCGACAAGUUCAACUGCACGUUCGCGUGCACGCACCAAGGUAAGGCUGGAAAUUGCCGGUGUACACGCACAAACAGACACACAACGGCAGGCUAAAAGCACACAAAGGUUUGGGCGAUGCGCGAUGAGCGAUGAGCGAGAGGCGAGAGGCGAGGAGUCAUUUCGGAGAGACUUCACAGACCAACAGUCGAAUAAGAAUGGCGGCGUCAGAAGCGGACAUUCAGGCCACUCACGGCCUCAUGGGCCAGCAGGCGAAAAGGCGAGCACACAGACGGUCGGGCGCACUCAGCAGCGCACGCGCCGACCAAGCACCAGGUGCUGGCUGAGAGCCUGGCUGGGCCGAUCAAUAGUUGGGCCUUGAUGUGCACAAGUGAGCGCCAGGUCAACUGGGGCUGUUAAAGCGGACCUCGAUGCUCGUCUGGCACGAUUGGCCAGUGUCGCCAUGCGGCGGAUGCGGCGGCGGCUGUGCAUGAGUGCCGCCGGCCAUGCACCCGCCAGCCGAAUUACGGAGCAAAGAGCAAGCAGCAGCAGAGCAGGCAAAGCAAUAAACGCGAGCCGAGUUCGAUACACCUCUUCGGUGCUCGUAAAUGACCGGUUUUUCACAAAUGCCUACUUGCACUCACGCAAACAGGCGUGCACACACGCACCGACAAGCACAAUAGCACUCACAUCCUGA
Molecule: messenger RNA, 939 nt
Organism: Protopolystoma xenopodis
Lineage: Eukaryota; Metazoa; Platyhelminthes; Monogenea; Polystomatidea; Polystomatidae
Source: the annotation of a GenBank genome assembly